Molecule: messenger RNA, 1028 nt
Organism: Gamsiella multidivaricata
Lineage: Eukaryota; Fungi; Mortierellomycota; Mortierellomycetes; Mortierellales; Mortierellaceae
Exons: 1
Source: RefSeq, a predicted model, not a curated record
GGAUGUUGUUAAACUCUGGGAGAGCAUUCAGCUACACGCCAUCGAUUUCUCAAUCCUCUUCCAUGUCAUCGUUUUCGCGGGGCCCACGAUCUGGCUUACUCUUCACCGACACGGACACAGAUACCAAUACAGCGACGGACACGGACACGGAUACGGACGACAAUAUUGAACGGAGGGUCCCUUCGUCACGCGAGCAAUACCUCGAUACUCGACUAAACUACGCAAACCAAGUCGGCAUCUUGGCUGCUACUCCUGCAGAACAGAGCUUAGUUGGGCAGGAUGAUGCGCAGAACUCUCAUGCAAAUCUCGGGUUCACAGCAGCCAAUAUCGGUAUUAGAGUCGCACAUAAUGAAGCUACACCAGCGUCAGAAGGCUCUUCAUCAGUAUCAGCAGCUUUUGCAUCUAUAUCGCCACCUCCACUCAGCAGCAACACAGAGCUCUCCAACGAAUGCGACAGGAUCCUGCAGGCAAUAGAACGUGCUGUCGCGAUAAUUGAAAUGUUGCAGUGGGCUGUGGACCAAUACGGGUACAUGCUCUACGGGAUAGGACCUAAAUUCCAGAAACUGCUGGAACUGGAGCUCAAACUUGUCUACGGAUCUGCUGUUCAGUCGCUAACGGUGCCAAACUCGCCUCCUAGCGCCGCAGGCCCAGGUCGGAUGCCUGGUUUUGAGCCCUUGCUGUCAUCUCAAGGCUUGUCGAGACAGCCAUCGAUAGAGCGGAUGGAAGGACUUGCACAGUUGCCAGAGACAGCAGCUUCAAGACUGGGAAUUACUGUCGUAGGCCUAUAUCGAUGGGAUGGAAGCGACAGCGACGACGAGGGUAAUGCUGAGGGUGAUAAGCAACAAACGACGGCGUCUGCAACAAUGCAGUCGAUGGAGACUGACACUCCCGAGUCCGCGGGACUGAGGCGUUCCAAGACACCUUCUUAUGCGCCAUCAGUAUUAGAGAACGCACAGGCGGCGGCACAGCUUUUAAGGGACUUACUUAAUCGAUACACAAGCUAGUUCGCAUACGGCAUGUAGACGAAG